AUGGUCGCCACCGUCGCACAACCCUCGCUCAGCAUAAAAGCCAGCGCAGCUGCCUCGCACUGCCCGAGCUGCGGCGCCGACGUGCCCGAAGACCUCGCCGCCGCGCAGGCGCGCAUCGCCGAGCUCGAGGGCGAGGUGCGCGCCCUCAACGACAAGGCCGCGACGGCCAUCAACCGCUGGGCCGAGUACGAAGUCGAGCUGACCCGCCUACGAUCGACCUCCUCGCCACGGCAGCAACGGCCGAGUCCGACGCGCAGCAGCCCGUCCUCCUACCUUCAACAAAGCACCGAGCGCAUCUCUGCGCUGCUCUACUCGCGCAAGCCCUCGACCUCGACCCUUCGCGCCGGCGCGCCGCUGGCCGCUCUGCAAACCACCGCCGGCGCUGCGACGGGGGCGGGAGACUCUUCUGCCGCCGCCACGCCCUCGACGCCGACGCACAUGAACGAGGACCUGCUCGAGGCGCUGAACCGUGAGCAGGGCCUGCGGCGCGAGGCGGAGGGCCGGCUGAGCGCGACGAGCCGCGAGAUGGAGGAGCUGAGCGCGGCGCUGUUCGAGCAGGCCAACGAGAUGGUGGCGGACGAGCGGCGCGCGCGCGCGAAGCUGGAGGAGCGCGUGGGCGAGCUGGAGCGCCGCGACGCGGAGAAGAAGAAGCGCCUGGACCGCCUGGAGAGCGCCAUGGCCCGCAUCGAGCGCGUCAGGAACCUCCUCCGCGAGUGA
Molecule: messenger RNA, 717 nt
Organism: Cordyceps fumosorosea ARSEF 2679
Lineage: Eukaryota; Fungi; Ascomycota; Sordariomycetes; Hypocreales; Cordycipitaceae
Product: GDPGTP exchange factor Sec2p
Exons: 1
Coding region: 1-717 (238 amino acids)
Biological process (GO): exocytosis
Cellular component (GO): cell tip; Golgi to plasma membrane transport vesicle
Molecular function (GO): guanyl-nucleotide exchange factor activity
Source: RefSeq, a predicted model, not a curated record